Tricharina praecox is the source of this 1397-nucleotide messenger RNA. RefSeq names its product WD40-repeat-containing domain protein. NCBI's taxonomy places the organism in Eukaryota, Fungi, Ascomycota, Pezizomycetes, Pezizales, Pyronemataceae. The coding region runs from base 28 to 1362 and encodes 444 amino acids. The record is from RefSeq and is a predicted model, not a curated record. Gene Ontology annotation, molecular function: protein binding. The transcript has a single exon.
ACGCACGACCCACAACCACCAGCGAGAAUGGCCUCCUACAACUCACGCUCGAUACGGCUUCCGUCCGAUCUCUUCGCGCUUGCCGUGCACCCUACAGCACCCCUGAUCACUGCCGCGCUUUGCUCAGGCCAUGUCUACACCUACACCUGGCCCAGCACCCCCGAAGAGAAAGAUGAAGACGAGGACGACGAUGUGGUCACCACUCCCGCCGCUUCAGGAGAUCCCUUCACAAUCGCCUGGAAAACACGCCGUCACAAAGGCUCUUGUCGUGCCGCCGUUUACAGCUCCGACGGCAGCGUCCUCUACACCGACGGCAUCGACGGUCUGAUCAAAGCCGCAGACUCCUCGACGGGGCGCGUAAUCUCCAAAUCACUUCUCCCCAGCGCAUCUGACGCACCCACCACGCUUCUCCCGUUGUCACCAGUCCACCUCCUCGCCGGCACAGACGAUGGAAACAUCCACUUGUACGACCUGCGCACGCCCUCGACACUGACCUCCGCCGGCCCCGCCGCGUCCUGGAAGCACGUACACGAGGAUUACAUUUCCUCUCUCCUCGCCCUCCCCGUAACCGCCGCAUCAACCACCGGCUUCCCACGCCAAUUCGCCGCCACAGGCGACACCAGUCUGUCCCACCUCGAUGUGCGGAAGCCCGGGAAGGUCCUUGCCCGCUCCGAGCCGCAAGAAGAUGAGAUCCUCUGCACGGCGUUCGUCGCCAACGCGCCCAGCAAGAACACGGGCGGCUCCGAAAAGCUGUUGACCGGUACUGCGGCCGGCGUGGUGACGACGUGGAACAAGGGAUUCUGGGAGGACCAUCAGGAACGGAUUCCGCUGAGUCGGUCGACCGGGGAUAGUAUCGACUCCGUACUUGCGCUGGGCGGUGAUUUUGAGGUGGUUGGCGCCGGCUGGGGAACUUUCUUUGCGGCCGGGAGUGGCGACGGGAAGGUGCGCAUUGUGAAGAUGGGUGGGAAUAAGGUUGUUGCUACGAUGGCGCAUUCAGUUAGUGCCGAUGAGGCGCGGAGAGCAGCGAAUGCGAGGGUUAAGAGGGGCGACUAUGACGAGGGCCUCGAGGAGGGGGUUAGUGCACUCGGCAUUGAUUGUGAGGGACGCAUUGUUAGUGGUGGCGGGCAGGUUGUGAAGGUGUGGAGUCCUUCCGAGGAGCAGGAGGCGGAGGCUGAGGGGAGGAAGAGGCGAAACGACGAGGAGGAUAGUGAUGAAGCGAGUGAUAGUGAUGCGGCAGAUAGUGAGGAUAGUGACGAUGAGAAGGAGAAGAAGAAGAGGAAGAAGAAGAAGCGGAAGGGUGGAAAGGGUAAGGCGAAGAGCGCGGGUGUGAGGAAUGUCAACAGCUUUUCAGGGCUGGAUUAGGUGUACGGUACGUUCAGAACAUGUCAAAUUCCGGC